AUGGAAUUGUAUAUAACUAUUUCAAGUAAACAAAAACUUUGUUUAGUUUUUCGUUAUUUUAAAAAUCACGUGAGUAGAACCCUUGUUUCUGGAGAUAUAAGUUGGCGUUGUGUAAAAAAAACCUGUAGUUCGUAUGUCAAAACCAAUAGUUCAAAAACGAAGUUAACCGAAAUUAAAGACAGCCAUACCCAUGAUCCGGAAACUGAAGAAAGUUUAAACUUACUGGACGUUCAAGGUAGGUGUAAAAGAAAAGCGUGUGAAGAUUUAACUUUACGACCUAGUAAAAUAAUACGUACAGAGCUUUCUAUUUGA
This is a messenger RNA of Macrosiphum euphorbiae (potato aphid), 312 nucleotides long. The record is from the annotation of a GenBank genome assembly. NCBI's taxonomy places the organism in Eukaryota, Metazoa, Arthropoda, Insecta, Hemiptera, Aphididae.